Clupea harengus (Atlantic herring) is the source of this 2661-nucleotide messenger RNA. RefSeq lists its product as uncharacterized. NCBI's taxonomy places the organism in Eukaryota, Metazoa, Chordata, Actinopteri, Clupeiformes, Clupeidae. The record is from RefSeq and is a predicted model, not a curated record.
UACAAGUCAUCCCUGGUGCGCGUAGCAACAGGCUAACUCUCGCUAACAUGUCAUGGAGUGCUACCACACAGUGUAAGGCCUCUCUGUUUACGUCUGGACAGCACAACUGACUGAAAGGACACCUGUUAGAGAACUGCAGUCAUGUGUCGGUGAACAUGCCUCAAAAUGGUGACAUACAUCCUGUGGUCAGCACUGGUAUGGACAUGCAAGGGGUUACUGUUCACAUGGAGGUUUCUUUGGAUUAGCCCAUACCAUGCAAUACAAGAGUCUCCAAGGGAACCGUAUGAAACAGGCCGUGGUGAGGGCUGGGACAGGGCCAGUAGGCUUAAGCACAGGCCUCCCCUCCAAAAGAGGCUGUCAGCUGCUGAGGAGGAUAUCCAGAAACUGAAGAACCAUCUCAACAGCCAGAAGGAAUCAUGGGAGAGGAGAUUCCUGAAACUGCAGAAGAGGCAGCAGGACCUACAAAACCAGCUGGCCUCUGAGGCUUGGGUAAGAAGUGGAGUCUACCUCGGGCAGGAAGGGAUACAGAUUCCCAGAGAACUGCUGUUUGAGGCCAUGUUGGAGAAUGGGCCACUGAGCCAGUUUGAUGAACAGGGCCAGGACUUUCCAAGGACCACCCUCAGGAGGCACGAGAUGAUGGCAUUAAGAGCUGACCAAAACAUGUCCUCACUGUCCUCAUCAUCAGCGUGUGACUCCAGCCCCCCUUCAGUUUCGUCUGUGAACACAAACACCAGUGUGGGUUCCUGGCGGAGUGGCAGUGGCCCCCACCGGGUGUUUGUGCCUCACUCCCCCCUAGACCUGCAGGUUGGCCACCGGGUCCGGGUUAUGCUGCCCUCGGGUCGGAUCAGCACCGGCACCCUGCGCUACUUGGGCACUGUGGGCGGCUCCCAGGACUACCAGCUGGGGAUAGAGCUGGAACGCGCUGACAACGCCUCCCAGUCUGGAGUCCUCCAGGGACAGCACUACUUUGAAUGCAUGCCUGGACAUGGUGCAUUCGUACCCUUUCAGAAGUUGCUUAUGGCCUGGGAAUGAACGGAGAGAGAGAGAGUCAGAGAGUAAGAAAGGCAUCUCCCUGUGGCGAUAACAUGGAUCACUAGACCCGGACCCACUGGAGAUCUCUUUGAAGUUUUAUGACUGUCAUCGGGGUAUUGUCAGUGGGUGUGCACACCGUUGGAAAUGUAUGUGAAAUCUGUACUUUUUUUUGCUGUGAUUUGUAUAGUUUAUUAUUGUAUAACUGAUUUGUGCAUUACUUGAAAUCCCAAAUGCAUUUUGGGAAAUUAUAAAUAAAAACACAACAUUGUACACAAAAAAAAAUCAGUAUUAUACUGUACUGAUAGUCCUGUGUAUUCCUCAAUUGCAUGGUGGAAAAAUACAACCUUUUACUGUGAAAAGCUUGCCCUUAGGUGUUCAGGCUUCUGUAAAGUGCUUUAGGCAGUACCUUUUUUUAAAUGGCACCAUAUAACCAAAUGCAAUUGAUUUGAAAUGAAAUUGAAAAGCAGGAAAGAGCUUUUCCAUUUCUCUGCACUGACCCCAUGACCCAUGUGCAAAGAUGUUAGCAGCUUAGCAUUCAGCCAAACUGAUACACAACACAUAUUAAGUUGUGUGUCUGAUUAUGGUCCACUAAAGGUGAUUUUGAAUGGCACAUAUGUCUUUGAAUGAGCUUAUAUAUUUAGGCAUAGUCAAUUAAGAGAUAAAGGCAUCAGGUGCCGGUGUGUUUACAGGUCUACAUAUGUAGAAUUUACAUGCCAAAGAAGCUUAAAAAUAAAAGUUUGAUGGCUGUGAUCAUUUUAAAAGUUUACCAGCAAAUGUGAAUUCAUAAAAGCUGUCUAGCCGAAUGGUUAGGAUGGCUGACUCCAAAGCUGUCUAGCUGAAUGGUUAGGAUGGCUGACUCCAAAGCUGUCUAGCUGAAUGGUUAGGAUGGCUGACUCCAAAGCUGUCUAGCUGAAUGGUUAGGAUGGCUGACUUCAAAGCUGUCUAGCUGAAUGGUUAGGAUGGCUGACUUCAAAGCUGUCUAGCUGAAUGGUUAGGAUGGCUGACUCCAAAGCUGUCUAGCUGAAUGGUUAGGAUGGCUGACUCCAAAGCUGUCUAGCUGAAUGGUUAGGAUGGCUGACUCCAAAGCUGUCUAGCUGAAUGGUUAGGAUGGCUGACUUCAAAGCUGUCUAGCUGAAUGGUUAGGAUGGCUGACUCCAAAGCUGUCUAGCUGAAUGGUUAGGAUGGCUGACUCCAAAGCUGUUCCACACAAAGACUUUUAAAUGUAAUGUUUGUUGAACAGUAAAUACACAUUCCAGACCUGCGAAUAAGUUGCUUUGAUAAACCAAAAAACUGGGGUUGGUCAUCUCUGCACAUAAGUGCCUUUUCCCUGGGGUGGGUGCACUGUGAAAGAACUAAUGGUUGGAGUUCUGUCUGUAUAUUACAGUAGUCAUAUUGGUAAUUUAUUUGUUUAACAGUAUAAAAUAACAUUACAAUAAUUUACUGGCUAGUAGCUUCCAGUAUGAUACUGCUGUUUGUUUACAGUAGGCUUAUUCCAAAUGUAAAUUCAAAAUCAGCACUGCAAAAAAUAUUAUAGUAACUUAUUGUUGACUUUCUUGUGGUAAAUUACUGGAGGUAAAGUAAACCUUUAUUUUUACAGCAGGCAUCUUCGUGAAAACGGACAAUAAAAUA